GGGGGAUGUUAACAGCUGGGGAGCGGGCCGGGCUGCGCUAGACCGGGGCUGUCCGGGAGAGCGCGCGACGCCCCCUCGCCUGCCCGGAGCCCAGCGCGCUAUGGCCGGGGCCGUGGGGCAAGCGGCGCUGCCGCCCAUCGCCUCCUUCGCCAGCCUGCUGCCCGUGGAGGAGAAGCGGGCACCGCUGCUCCACCCCCGCUUCGCCGGCAUGGAGGGCGGCCCCGCCGGGAUCAAGAGGGAGGAGGACGACCUGGGCAAGUUCGUGGACUUGGAUUUCAUCCUGGCCCACACCAGCAGCCCGCAGCAGGCGGGCCCCGCCUACCCCCUGCCCGACACCCCGGAGAGCUGCUGCACCGACGGCGACGGCUCCUACCCGCCCGGCAGCAAGUUCGGGGCCCCCUACCCCGACAGCCGCAGCUACAUGGCCGAGCUGCUCACCGCCGACCUGCCGGGCCCCUGCGAGCUGCAGCGGCGGGAGUACACGGAGCUGCGAGUCCCCGGCGGGCUGGGCCACCCGGCCAUGGCCCGGCCGCUGCCCGCCGACCACCGGGCGCCGCAGCUGGGGGCCCGGAUCAAGAAGGAGCAGCCCGAGGAGCAGGCCUGUAUGCUGGGCAUGGCGGGCGAGUGCCUGGGGCCAGGCGCCAUGGACCACAAGCCCCUCAUGAUGCCCCCGCACGAGCAGCUCUACCCCCCCCACCCCGGCUUCCCCCACCCCAGGAUGGGGCCCCCCGAGGAGAUGGGGCCGGCGGGGGAGUGCCCCCUGCUGGGCGACCUGCACCCGCACCUGGGCCCCCAGCACUACCCGCUGCCCCCGCAGCACUACCCGGCCCACUUCGCCGCCCACGGGCCGGCCCAGUUCCAUGGACACUUCAGCGUGUUCCGGGAGCCGCUGAAGGCGCACCCCGGCCUGCACCGGAUGCUGGUGACGCCCCCCAACUCGCCCGUGCUGGAUUACUUCCCCGCCGGGGCGCCCCCCGAGGACUGCAAGCCCAAGAGGGGCCGGCGGUCCUGGGCCAGGAAGCGCACGGCCACCCACAACUGUGAAUACCCGGGCUGCGGCAAGACCUACACCAAGAGCUCGCACCUGAAGGCGCAUAUGCGGACACACACCGGGGAGAAGCCCUACCACUGCAACUGGGAUGGCUGCGGCUGGAAGUUCGCCCGCUCAGACGAGCUGACCCGUCACUACCGCAAACACACUGGCCACCGGCCCUUCCAGUGCCACCUGUGUGAGCGGGCCUUCUCCAGGUCGGACCACCUGGCGCUGCACAUGAAGAGACACAUGUAAUGGACAGAGCCGCCUCUGGGGGCCCGCCGCAAGGCGGGGAGAGACUGAACGCUAUUUAUGAAGCCACAAAAUAUUUUCUUAUCGAUGCCACUAAUUUAUGUCGCUAGUGAGGUCUGGAAAAGAGCAAACACUCAGUAUUUAAAGGUAAAACCAGCUGGAUCUUCCACAGCCAGGUCUAUAGAAAUAGCUACCCAGGAAGUGCAGAGCCCAGGGUGUAGAAUACUGUACAGAAUGAGCGGAGGUGUUUUUAAAGGGAUUUUUAAGCUUAUACAUUUGUUCCAGUUCGAUAUUUUUUUUUAAUAAUGUUGUAAUGUAAAGACUGGGCAGCAUUGGCGUGGAUCUGGGUUAAAGUGGGACGGAUGCAUUUUGUAAAAAGAAAAUCCAGCUCAAAUAAACAAGCCAUCUUCUGUAGGCUUCUAGCACCUUUUUAAGCCUUCUUCGAAGGACGAGAGGAAUUGCCAGCGUAGGUGGGACUCCUGGGCCAUCGGCUCUGGUGUCACGCCGUGCUCCGCUCCCCACCCAGUCAGUCGGGGACUGGCUUACGCCCUGAAGCAGGAUCACUUCCCAGUGGUGUGUUGGCAGUAACUCUGCUGCCCACUCCUAUGAUGUUUCGGCAUGUUCAAGGCCCAGCAGCUGCAAUCCCAGAUUGCUCACUGCCACUUCUUUGUAAAGUGAAUUUCUAACCCAAAAUGUGACUGGCGUGUGGAAAGAAAAUGACCCACCCUGUAAAAUCUCAUGCCUCGUGAAGCAAUCUCGUGAUUGUUUGGGAGCCUGACUUCAGGACUCUGAAUACUGCUCAGCAGCACAAGGCCAGGGAUCUACCUUUAUACCCUUCCAGGGAGCGUUCCAAAUCCUACUGGAAUUGCCAUAGCCCCAAGACAGCCCGUGCCCCACGGGGGGGACACAGACGGCAGCCUGCUCCCGUGCCUGUACAAAUCAGCUGCAUCUCUUGAAAACCUUCAUGUUUGCAAUGUCGGUUCUGGAUUUGUCUUGUCAUUUUUAACUGUGUAUUUUUGUUUGUUCCCCUUCUGCUGAAGGGUGAGCAGGAAACCAGGUACUGCUGUAGCCCCCUUUCUAAGCUGCUUCCUAAAACUCUUAUUGUGUAAAGAGAACAAGGAGUUUUGUCCACCUGUGAAUUCCCAGGUCUCUGCUGUACUUGAAACCUUCUUUCUAAAAGAGCAGGCCAAGGAGGCUUGAUGUGCAGCUUCUGCAAAGUGCGCUGUGAGUUGGAAAAGAGCAGGGAUAUAGACUAGUUGGGUUUUAUAGAACUUGUCUUCCUGCUGGGACUGCCAGCUCUGAGAGGAGCCUGUUCCUCUCUGUGUAUAUUGUCAAUUAACAUUUCUCUGCUUGGGCACGCUAGCUCUCCCCCACUUUGAAAUGUUACUUUUCUUUAUAUGCAAACCAUUGCGCUAUUGUGAUCGGAUGUAAAAUAAAUGAAUACACCUCAGCA
This is a messenger RNA of Chelonia mydas (Green sea turtle), 2738 nucleotides long. RefSeq names its product Kruppel like factor 18 (gene KLF18). Gene Ontology annotation, molecular function: RNA polymerase II cis-regulatory region sequence-specific DNA binding; DNA-binding transcription factor activity, RNA polymerase II-specific. The record is from RefSeq and is a predicted model, not a curated record. Bases 101 to 1288 code for a protein of 395 amino acids. The transcript has 3 exons. Gene Ontology annotation, biological process: regulation of transcription by RNA polymerase II. Lineage: Eukaryota; Metazoa; Chordata; Testudines; Cheloniidae.